Cynoglossus semilaevis (tongue sole) is the source of this 1762-nucleotide messenger RNA. It is a transcript of the gene ccdc36, whose product is annotated as coiled-coil domain containing 36. The transcript has 8 exons. Gene Ontology annotation, biological process: DNA recombination; homologous chromosome pairing at meiosis; meiotic DNA double-strand break formation. Gene Ontology annotation, cellular component: condensed nuclear chromosome. Bases 332 to 1564 code for a protein of 410 amino acids. Lineage: Eukaryota; Metazoa; Chordata; Actinopteri; Pleuronectiformes; Cynoglossidae. The record is from RefSeq and is a predicted model, not a curated record.
UCUUUAGCGUCAGGUAAGUAAUGCGUUUGGGGACAUACUAAAAACCAACACAUAUAGUCCAAUCGGACAAAAUGUAUCGAAAGUUUCAGUAGCAUAAAUAAAAGUGACUGAAUAUCAUCAUUUCAAAAUUAGACCAAAGGAAAAACAACAAUUUAAUAAGGCGACAAAUGCUCAAAAGUAAAUAAUAUACAUUUGUUAAAGUUUUUAUAUAGUGGUUGAAGUGAAAUAUUUCGACGUUUCGCGAAUGCGUCUUAGCUUUGCUCACUGACGACAAAAAGCGGGAGAUUGAAAUGUUUGUCGUUCGUCUAUCAAAACCAGCUAACUAAAAACAAUGAGUCAUAUUAUUAACAUAAAAGAGAUGCUGAGCGCCCCUUCUGGAAGCGGUGGUGAGAAAACAAUGGACAGGAUUGGGCCUACCAGUGGUUACUCCAGUGCCACUGACUCGCAGUUGUUUUUCGGAUCACAAUGUUGGCCUAAUAAUUCACAGAGUAUGUCUCAGGAUGUGAGUCUCUCUUCUGGUUCACAAGAGGGAAGUGACCCAAAGUUUUCCAACUGUUACCAAACUAAGCCACUUCUGUUUGGAGAGAGGGGUAAAACCAGACCACUUGGAAUACUGGAAAAAUUUGAAGAAGAUAGGAGACGAGAAAAGGAAAACUUUCAAAGCGCUCUUUUAGCUAAAGAACACCAAGAAACUAAAGAAAUUCUCCAAAAUAUUCAACAUCUAGUCACUAAUGCAGAAGGAAAUACCGCUGUGUCUCAAGCCGUCCUGGAAUCAUUGAAGAGGGAUUUAAAUAGUCUUCAGGGUGAAAUAUCCCAGCAAAUAAGGACUCUGGCAGAUAAAGUAAACUCCAACAGUAAGACGAUGACAGAGUUUGAAGAAAGUUUGAGAAAGAGUGCAGAUACCACUGCAGAACUUGGCUCGAGUUUGCAAAGCUUAAAAACUAGUACUGAGAGCUUAAGAGAAGAGCAGAAAAGAGAACAAAACAUGCUUGAAGAGGCCAUAAAGCUGCUUAACAACCUGGUCUCUGAACAGGCAUCUAGAGUCAGUCCUCCGAGGGUAACUGACAGCACCACACAGACAUCACCAGUGCUGGGACAGUCGAUAAAUAGUGUCAUUCAGAAAAAACAGGUGAACGUUCCUCAGGAGCUCAGCUGUAGUUUUAGAAAUCGGAAAAAGACACAAAGGGGUCAGAAGAGACUCAGGAAGAAACCUGUGGCACUUCCACACACUAGUAAAUUCACUGUGCCGGAUGAAAACAGUACUUCAUUCUCGAUUAGCUACUCAGAACAGAAUAUUUCUGUGCCUGUCUGUGAGCACAGUGAUGGGAAGACAGGAACCAGCCAGGAGAGUAUAGAUCAGUCAGUUUUCUUCAGAGAGAAGGGCAACAAAACCUCAGGCUGUUUCUUCAACCCUGUUUCCUGCUGGUCUCAGGACAGCAACAGUUCUGUGAUGUUGGCAAGUGUGGAAAGCAUGUUAGAUAAGCUUUCAGCUGAAUCCAAAUCAGAAACCACAGUAAAACCACAAGGCUUGUGGCAGUUGUUUGACAAGAACUUUGAUUGUUAACAGUUAAUUGAGUUUUUUGUUUGAGUUUGAAUUCAAUUUUUAAUGUUUUGGGUUAUUUUACUUGUGUGUUUUUUGUAUUAUUAUUAUAUACAUUUGUCAUAAUUUAAGCUUUUUUUGGAUAAAAGUAGGAAGAGCUGUGGAAAAUAUUUGCUGGAAAUAAUAGGAAGUUGCAUAUAUCUGUGAGAUGACAUUCCAAAA